UUGAGUAUUACCCAUUUUCGCUUUUCAAAUAUGGCCGCCAUAAUUUGCCGCUGCCCUGCCAGGUGGCCCACGCCCCGCGCGCCCGUGCGCUACCCCAGAAGUAAUAGACCUUCUUUGCCAAGAGAUUCUCUCCACGACAUCGAUCAACAUGAGCAACAUAAGUUAGAAGACAUAGCAAAGUCGUUUGAAAAGAAAUAUGGGACUAUUAUCACUGUUAAUAAAAAGGGGAACAAGAAUCGAGUUAGAAUUGACGACUUUGUCGAUCCUGGCGAUGGAUAUGAUUCACAGGAUUCGUUCAUUGAUGAUUCGGACGCAGCUGACAUAUACGUUGCCCCGAAUGUUACAACCAGAAUAGGGGGCUUUUAUGUCCAUGAAGGUCCUCUAGAAGGACUUGAAGAUAAUGAGGCUAUCAUUGAACCCCCUUCUGGAAAAAAAAUCAAACUGACUGAAUCUAGCAUUCCGAAGCAACAUCUUAAAAGAGAUAAAUCCAAGCAAUUGAUUGAGAAAGCCGUUAAAUGUUUGUCGUCUGCCAAGAAGGCUCCUGAUGAGUCAAAACGUCGCUGCAUUGAUUCUGCAUCCACAGGCAGCGAGAUGACUAUUUUGAUAGAUGAUGAUGCAGCAGAAUCGAGUGCGUCUGUCAAUCGAUCGAAAGAGACUAUUUCAGAUAUUUCCACAUCUGACACUCCUAAAUCCAAAUCAGCUGAAUUCAUUGACCCUGAGGACGCCCCUUUGCCUGUCCGACUGCCAGACAUUGUACUCACUUCUGUAAAAGAUUUGAUUAAGAAUUACCAACAUGGCGGGGUGACUAGGCGCAUUUAUGGGAAGGAAUUUGAUGUGCGAAUACUCAAACUUGAAGAAUACAUAGUUCAAAAUAGCCUUACAAAGUUAACGCGCUCGGCAAUUUACCGGCACCUGACUGCAAUGCUUCAUUUUAAGCAGAAAUAUUUGUUUAGACGCUUACGUAAGCUCAAGGAAUCCUCUGAUGAAAGUAAAAUGGCACCUCUUCUGGUUGCCCUUAAAUCUGCUGUGGAAGAAGCAGUCUCACCAUUACUUGAAGCAUACUCCCGCGACAUGCUCUUGCAUCAGGAUCGCCUUAAAUUGUGGAUAACAGAGUAA
Messenger RNA from Protopolystoma xenopodis, 1116 nucleotides. NCBI's taxonomy places the organism in Eukaryota, Metazoa, Platyhelminthes, Monogenea, Polystomatidea, Polystomatidae. The record is from the annotation of a GenBank genome assembly.